AUGGCUUCUCUCAUCCGCACCUCUCUGCGCACUGGUCUGCGCGCCAGCUCUUCCUCGGCUGCGCCCUCGUUGACUUUCACCCGCGGCAAAGCUACUCUGCCCGAUCUCGCCUAUGACUAUGGAGCUCUGGAGCCCGCUGUCUCCGGCAAGAUCAUGGAGCUGCACCACAAGAACCACCACCAGACCUAUGUCAACAGCUACAACACUGCUCUCGAGCAGCUCCAGGAGGCCCAGGCUAAGAACGACAUCUCCGCUCAGAUUGCCCUUAAGCCUUUGAUCAACUUCCACGGUGGUGGACACAUCAACCACACCCUUUUCUGGGAGAACCUGGCUCCGAAGAACGCCGGCGGUGGUGAGCCUCCUUCUGGUGCCCUCUCCAAGGCCAUCAACGAGAGCUUCGGCAGCCUCGAGAACUUCCAGGGCCAGAUGAAUGCCGCCCUUGCAGGUAUCCAGGGAAGCGGCUGGGCCUGGUUGGUGCAGGACAAGCAGACCGGCAACAUCGCCGUCAAGACCUACGCGAACCAGGAUCCCGUUGUUGGGCAAUUCAAGCCCCUCCUCGGUAUUGAUGCUUGGGAGCACGCCUACUACCUGCAAUACCAGAACCGCAAGGCCGAAUACUUCAAGGCGAUCUGGGAUGUGAUCAACUGGAAGAACGUGGAGAAGCGCUUCUCGUAA
Aspergillus puulaauensis is the source of this 675-nucleotide messenger RNA. It is a transcript of the gene sod2, whose product is annotated as superoxide dismutase sodB. Gene Ontology annotation, molecular function: superoxide dismutase activity; metal ion binding. Gene Ontology annotation, biological process: superoxide metabolic process. Bases 1 to 675 code for a protein of 224 amino acids. The transcript is spliced from 4 exons. Gene Ontology annotation, cellular component: mitochondrion. The record is from RefSeq and is a predicted model, not a curated record. NCBI's taxonomy places the organism in Eukaryota, Fungi, Ascomycota, Eurotiomycetes, Eurotiales, Aspergillaceae.